AUGUUCGUUCGACGUCGAUUGUCGAAAGAGCCUCGGCGAUUGGGGGAAUCCGUGACCCGACCCGAGCCUUGGGGGGGAAUGAGCCAUGUCCGGGUAGCGCAAGGCGCGGUACUCGCCGAGUGUUGCAAGCCGCGAGACACGGAUCCCUGUCCCGGAUCGGCGUUCGAGGAACGCAGCACACAACGCGCUACCGAAGCCGAGGAGCGCCAAGAAGGCAAGAAAACUUACUGCUGGGUUCCUUUCGCACGCCCGGGCAGACAGGGCGCAACUAUGUGCUCUCGUCCGCGUGCGCGCGCGCCUUCGUUCGCCGGAGUGCGCCAUACGUUCUCGAGGGCGCCACGGACGCGUCCGCAGACAGGGCUGAGCCCUGGUGCCGAAGGCUUGCCUCAGCGUUACCAGCUUGCGGCCACUGCUGGAAUGUGGUCGCGACUAUGUCGCUCCAUUUUUCUCCUCUCUCUCUGCCCCAGUGUUGCGUUUUUCGGCAUCGAAUAUACAAGUUGUGGAACCGCAAGUCCGUUUCGCGGGGUCAUCAUGGGUCGUUUGCGGGGCGAUGCCGGGUCCGCCCUGGCGGUCCGCUACAGGAAAUUGCUGGAGUCUGAGAGCGAUUACGGAGUGAAUGAGGAGUGUCUGAACAUCGUGGAGCCCGCGGACUGGCGAGAUUUUCUCGUCUACUCUUGCAUCCAUUGCGGCACUGUCGAAAAAUUGAAGCAUAAACCUGUGAAAAGGAAAGCUGGGAAACCCGCGCGUUCCUCGAUGACCGUCAACUGA
This is a messenger RNA of Notodromas monacha, 768 nucleotides long. Lineage: Eukaryota; Metazoa; Arthropoda; Ostracoda; Podocopida; Cyprididae. The record is from the annotation of a GenBank genome assembly.